This is a messenger RNA of Phycomyces blakesleeanus NRRL 1555(-), 1881 nucleotides long. RefSeq lists its product as hypothetical. NCBI's taxonomy places the organism in Eukaryota, Fungi, Mucoromycota, Mucoromycetes, Mucorales, Phycomycetaceae. The record is from RefSeq and is a predicted model, not a curated record. The coding region runs from base 1 to 1881 and encodes 626 amino acids. The transcript is spliced from 3 exons.
AUGGCAAAGAAAAUAAACAGAUCGGCUAGUAGUGGAGCUUUUAUUAAAAAAAUACAAUUGGAAAAUGAAGAUUAUGUGGACUUGGAGUUUGACCAUGAAGACGAUAUUGUUUUGGACGACAGAGAGCUCCAGGGAAUGUCAGAAGAAGUUACUUCAGCUGCAUAUACAAACCAGCUGCUGAAAUGGCAUGAAGGUGCUGAUAAGUCGCUUCGUAGAACUUAUCAGAAAAAUUCGCGAACAACUGAAUGGAGAAAAAGAAAAGCAGAUAAUGAUGCUUCAAAUACGCAAGGAAGCUACCGUCUUACAGAUAAAGGCUUCUUUAUUAAAGUUCAAAAAGAGGCUCCAAUUGAAUUAAAAGAAUCUAUUGAUAGUGAAUUGGAGAACAUACAGAUUGACAAAAUUGCUGUGCUUAAACUUGCACAUGAAGAUGUUAAGAAAGAGAUUUUCCCUUAUACUCGCGCAGGUCCUUCUUCUCAGUCAGUUGAUGCUUUUGAACUCUGUAAGCUUAAAUCAGUUGAAUGCUACCUUCGAUACAGAAUAUCAGGCGCCAAAACUAUGGAAGCUUCAGAGAAAGCAUCGAUGGAAACAUGGCUUCACAAAAACACUUAUCGUCCAGCUGCUAUAAGAAAGUAUGCCAAAGAGUAUGUUGAUUUCCGUUCAAUUGCCUUACAUCAACAAGGAAAGCAUUUGAGAAGACAUUCUUUAUUUUCGGAUGAAGAUAUAAAGUCUACUAUCUGUAAAUGGAUUCAAAACCAGAGACCAGAAAGUCGAAGUCUUAUCGAAGUGAAGAAGUACAUUGAUGGAGAGAUUUUGCCAAGAAAGCUUGGUAUACCUGGAAAUACUUCCACAAAUACAAUCUGGAAGUACCUUCAUGAAUGGGGUUAUGUGUUUAGAAAGAACUCUAAAGACAUUUAUUACGACGGUCAUGAAAGAGAGGAUGUGAUUGCAUACCGUCAGAAAUGGGCAAAAAGAAUGAUGGUGUACAAGAAGAAAAUGGCAACUUUUUCUGAAAAUGAAGAAACUGUAGUUUUGCCAGUACUUAGAUCCGAUGAAAUAGAGCAUGUUCUUGUUACUCCCGAUGAAUCGACAUUCUACGCAAACGAUGGGAAAGAUACCAUGUGGCUAAUGGAAGAUGAAAAUCCUAUCCGUAAGAAAGGUCCAGGAAUGUCUCUCAUGAUCAGGUGCAAGGCCGUCUUUUCAUUUGACCAAAGCACAAAUCACAAAGCGUAUGGUCAAAAUGCUUUGAUCUCAAGCAAAAUGAAUCUAAAUGACAAAGAGAUUGAAGACGACGAUCCUUGUUCUUUGCGGGAUACAGUAUUUGUCCGGAAUGGUGUAGAGGAAGUACAAUCAAUGUACUACGAGAAGGACGAAUGGUUUGCAAAGAAAAGUGGACAAUGGGUCCAAAAUAAGGUUAAAUAUGUUAAAGGCGUCCGUCAUAUUCUGGAGGAGCGUGGUUUGUGGCUUGAGAAGGAUCCGUAUAAUCCUAUUAAGAAAUGGCGACUAGACUGUAAGAGUAAAGACGCCUCUGAAGAUAGCAAGUGCUGUGCACAUCAUUUUCUGGCUUCACAACCAGAUUUUAUGUCACAGAAAACUGCUCUUCAUGAGGCUGUCGAAGACUCUGGUCAUAUAUUUGAACUUUACCCUAAGUUCCAUUGCGAAUGCAAUUGGAUUGAGAGGUAUUGGGGUGCCGCAAAGCGUGAAGCUCGCCUCCAGUGUGACUAUACGUAUAAGUCCCUGGAUAAGAAUAUCCAUACUUUCUUGGAUCACGCUGGUAAGCUUCCAAAUAUCCGCCGGUAUUACAACCGCUCGUGGCGCUACAUUGAGGCAUACAGCCAAGAGAUGAACGUGAAAGAAGCCAAUGAUGUUGUUGUCGGACAUUAA